CGAAAUAAUGGUUCGAGAACGUUCCUCUUAUUACGAUUUCUAAUUUCCAAGCGGCCAUUCGAGAAGCUUCGCAAAACCCUACCCUCCCCCUCAAUAAAAUCCUCUGCUUAAAACCCUGUCCGUCCCCAUCUCCGUCGCUGAGAGCCGUCCUCCCCUCCGAGGAAGAAACAUUUCUUCAGACCUCUCGUCGAUCAUUCCCGAUGGCCAAGCGUCUCAUUCCUUCCAUCAAUCGCGUUCUUGUUGAGAAGAUCGUCCCCCCUUCCAAGACCAAUGCUGGAAUCUUGCUCCCUGAGAAGACCACCAAGUUGAACUCUGGAAAAGUUGUAGCAGUAGGCCCUGGUGCACGUGAUAGGAAUGGGAAUCUUAUCCCUGUUUCUGUGAAGGAAGGAGAUGUAGUUCUUUUACCUGAGUAUGGUGGAACUGAAGUAAAACUCGGUGACAAGGAGUAUCAUCUGUUCAGGGAUGACGACAUACUCGGAACACUUCAUGAGUGAUCCGUCCAGCAGCUAAUAAUUAGAUUCGCAUUAUUAGCUUUAUGUUUUCUGGUUGUCAAAUUGAGUGAGAUGUAUCAUGCUUGGACUUGAAAUAGUCCUCUUAAAAACAAAAUUUUGAGAACAUGCUUAGGAUACUCUUUCAUGUCAAUUUUGAUGCACAAAACUGAAUGCUUGCAUUGAGAGCAUUGUAUGUUUAAUUGCCAAACGAAGUUGGUCUUUGUUGUUUCUUCGUACUUACAUUAAAACGGGAUACUUAUAUAUGAAAGCGGUACCGAUUCAUAUUGUUGGUUUUUUGA
This is a messenger RNA of Elaeis guineensis (African oil palm), 790 nucleotides long. Its product is annotated as 10 kDa chaperonin, mitochondrial. Gene Ontology annotation, molecular function: protein-folding chaperone binding; metal ion binding; protein folding chaperone. Gene Ontology annotation, cellular component: mitochondrion. The record is from RefSeq and is a predicted model, not a curated record. NCBI's taxonomy places the organism in Eukaryota, Viridiplantae, Streptophyta, Magnoliopsida, Arecales, Arecaceae.